Messenger RNA from Ostrea edulis (European flat oyster), 1082 nucleotides. RefSeq lists its product as uncharacterized. The transcript has 5 exons. Bases 254 to 859 code for a protein of 201 amino acids. Lineage: Eukaryota; Metazoa; Mollusca; Bivalvia; Ostreida; Ostreidae. The record is from RefSeq and is a predicted model, not a curated record.
CAAUUUAUAUACAUUAUGAGGUUUAACGAAUUACGACCAGGAGAAUGAAAAUUGAGAAUGAAGAGAAAACUUCUUUGGAGCAAGUGAUCAUUUUAACAACGGCUUGUACUUUAACAAGUAGCUCAUUUCCGGAAUUACGUUUCAUGUACGGUAAAUUUGAACUCUAUUAAAAUACAGGGGUAGACGUCGAUCAUGCAACUGACUUACAAUCAUAAAAUCAUGUUGUGGAUCCAUUGAUGUCAUAAACAACAGAAUGGUGGAUUCAUUGAUAAAUAAGCUGAUGAUUGUCCUGAAUAUUUGGUUGUUGUUUUCCAUAUCCAUAAACUACGAAUGUAUGAGACUACCACGGUCCGGAUUACAUGUUUUCCCGGUCGAUACCUGUCCUAAAAACCUGUCUGAAGUCGAGGCAGCCUCUCGUAGACUCAAUUGCUCUGGGAUUCAGGAGUUUGAAUAUGUUUACCAUUGUCUUCCGCGCUUUGAUCUCUCUCAUCUUGUUGAAUUUUGUUACGAUGAUAUCAGUGGGUGGACCGAACCUGGGAAUUGUAUGGUACUCCACACUCAGACUCUGAACAACCACCCGUGUAAAUACUUCACAAAAGGCUGUCCUAACAAGCCGUACCUAACAAGGAAAAUGUAUAACUAUCCAGCUUGCAUUGACAUAGACAGAAAAGAGAAAUGUUAUCGAAUGGACCCCAACUGUACAUCAAUUACUAGGUCACCAAUGCCGGUGAAGGACUGCAAAUUUAGGCCUAUGCUCGGCGCUUAUGGCUUUGGAGCGGGAGAUCUUUAUCGUCCCACACCUGCUGUGAUACGAGGCCUUGGUUUUUUGCGGUCUCAUCCGAAAGAUCACCCCAUUUAGUCGCCUUUUUCGAUAAGCAAGGGGUACUGAAUACCUACUCUAACCCGGAUCCCUACAUGAACAAUUUUAAAGAUAAAACAUAACAUCUGUGUUUUAAGCACAAGUUCUUGCACUUUGAGCAAUGACGUGCUGUUUAGUUGUGUAAGUCAUCACACAUGUCAACCAUUUCCUCCAUUUUUUAAAAUCAGGAGUUGUAGAGGAAAAUAAAAAAAAUAACACAAAA